Molecule: messenger RNA, 2443 nt
Organism: Lagenorhynchus albirostris (white-beaked dolphin)
Lineage: Eukaryota; Metazoa; Chordata; Mammalia; Artiodactyla; Delphinidae
Gene: SNAPC1
Product: small nuclear RNA activating complex polypeptide 1
Exons: 10
Coding region: 79-1206 (375 amino acids)
Biological process (GO): snRNA transcription by RNA polymerase III; snRNA transcription by RNA polymerase II
Cellular component (GO): snRNA-activating protein complex
Molecular function (GO): sequence-specific DNA binding
Source: RefSeq, a predicted model, not a curated record
AGGGGGCGGGGCUCAGAGCCAGGUUUCCUCGGCUACUCUCGGCUCCUGGACCGCGCGUGGCGUCCUAGCUUUGCAGCUAUGGGGGCUACUGCAGGCUUGAAGGCAGACUGCGAGGCGCUGCUCAGCCGCUUCCAGGAGAUGGACAGCGUGCGCUUCGAGGACUUCACCGACCUCUGGAGGAGUAUGAAGUUCGGGACCAUCUUCUGUGGUAGAAUGAGAAAUUUAGAAAAGAACGCGUUUACAAAGGAAGCUUUGGCUUUGGCUUGGAGAUAUUUUUUACCUCCAUACACCUUCCAAAUCAGAGUUUGUGCUUUGUAUCUGCUGUAUGGAUUAUAUAACACCCAACUGUGUCAACCAAAACAAAAGAUUAGAGUUGCCGUGAAGGAUUGGGAUGAAAUUUUAAAAUUUCAGCAAGAUUUGAUAAAUGCACAACAUUUUGAUGCAGCUUAUAUUUUUAGGAAGCUACGACUAGACAGAGCAUUUCACUUUACAGCAAUGCCUACAUUGCUGUCAUACAGAAUGAAGAAAAAAAUUCAACGACCUGAAGUUACUGAAGACUUUAAGGACCCAAGUGAUCAUGUGAUGAAACUUAUCACUUCUGAUGUACUAGAGGAAAUGCUGAAUGUUCAUGACCAUUAUCAGAGAAUGAAACAUAUAAUUUCAGCUGAUAGAUCCAAUCCAGACAAAGCCCUCAGCUUGAUAAAGGAUGAUUUUUUUGACAAUAUCAAGAACAUAGUUUUGGAGCAUCAGCAAUGGCACAAAGACAGAAAGAAUCUAUCCUCAAAAUUGAAAGCUAAAGAUGGAGAAGAAAAGAGUGAAGGAAAUUCACAACAGUCAGAGAGAAGUGAAAGGGCAGAAUCAUUAGCGAAAAUAAAAUCAAGGGCCUUUUCAGUUUUUGUUGAGGCAUCCAAGUCAAGAAGGCAUCGUCAGGUCAAACUUGAUUCUUCUGACUCUGAUUCUGCAUCUAGUCAAGGACAAACCAAAGCAACUAGGAAAAGAAUAAACAAAGAGACAUUGAAACCAGCAGGAGGGAAGAUGUCUUCCAGAAACAGAGGUGACAUGCAAAAUGUACAUACGGAAGAUAAAUCUUUAAGUCUGAGUAUGCCUGUAAUUACAGAAGAGGAAGAGGAGAAUGAAAGUUUUAGUAAAACAGAGUUCACUGCACCCAAGAGGAGAAGAAAACACAGAACAAAGAGCCUGGUGUAGAGUACUUAAUUUUGAGCUUUCUGACAGAAGAAAAGAUGUAUAUUUUGUGUAUUGAACAGGAAGACUGCGAGUAUUAAAAAUAGUUCUUCUGGGAAGCUGUAGGUAUUUCUUUGAAAUGUCAAUACUUUAAUAUAGUUCUAGAAUAAAAGUACAAAAAAUUAGUAUUACUCUAAAAUUUAAUUUUAACAUCUUUUGUGAAAUAUGCAUAAAUGAUAAAAUUUGGAUUUAGAAUGUAAUAGAAAUAAUUCUGUUAUUUGCAGAUUAUUGCUAUUUCCUACAACUUUUUUGUGCUAUUAUACUAUCUUAGUACAGUUCUGGAAGUGUUAGCUAUUCUAUUUAAAAUCUUUUUUCUUGAAAUAUUAAUGUUUAUUAUAUGUAAAUGGCUAAUUAUUUUAUAUCUAGUUUGGUAAUGUUUGUUUAUGAUGUAUAUUAACUAUUUUAUAUAUUACGUUGUUAAGUGCAAUAAAGUUUUUGCCUUGUUUGCUUUAUUUUUUUAAUGUUUGAAACUUAUAUGGUCAGUAACUUAUGUGAUUGAUAACUUAGGAAGCUCAGUUUCUACUUCUGUAAUCAAUUAAGUAUUCUUUUGUGCUUGUUUUAAAGCUCUCUUUGGCCUAACAUGUCUAUAUGUAUACAUGUAUGUUUGUGUAGGUAUAGAUAUAUGUAUGUAUUUGUCCAGUUAUACAUAUAAUAUGAUUACUCAAUACAUUGUUUAGGUACAACAUUUAAAUACUGAUUAUUUCUAAUAAAACCUUUAAGAGUGGUAAUGUACAUUUCAGAAUGUGUCUGGUACAGAAAGUUGGUACUUAAAGAAAAAAAUUCAAUAGCUUCAUGACUGUGCCUCUCUGUUAAUUUAUCAUUUGAGAGAUUUAAACGGAGAUUGCUUUAGCCAUGGUGUUUGAAUUGCUGCUGAUAGCAGACCAUCUCACAUCAUGUGGCUGGCUCAGCCUGUCUUAAAAUUGAUUAAACUCCAUGUUGUUUUCCAGUGUGGUAUAUUCAGGAAUUCUACAAAUGCCCCGUGAGUGAAAACGUGUGUAAUCUUUUAAAAUCAAAAUACUAACACUAGCCCAGACAAAACUUCGCUUAUUAGAAUCUGUGCCGUCACAUUAGCCGUGAAACAAAAUUGUUUCCCUUGACUGUUUCCCUUGUUUUCCUUGACUUCAGAUGUUUCUGGUAACAGAUAGGGCAGUUUUCAUGAUGUGGAUAUUGGGCAGAGCUUCUGGGGUUUAAAUAUUCUAAC